UCCACGUCGGCAGCAAUGAUUCUCUGCCCGCAGGGUACGGCGAAUUUGGAGGAGGCUGCAGACGAACUUAUAUUUUUUGUAAAUGGGAAAAAGGUUAUUGAGAAAAAUGCUGAUCCGAAAAUGACCUUACUGACCUAUCUGCGAAGGAAGUUGGGGCUACCAGGAACCAAACUGGGCUGCGGGGAAGGAGGCUGCGGAGCGUGCACUGUCAUGGUGUCCAGAUUCUGCCCGUUCCAGCAGAAAAUUCUACAUUGCUCAGUUAAUGCCUGCUUAGCUCCUGUCUGCUCUCUGCACCAUACGUCCAUCACUACAGUGGAAGGGAUUGGAAGCACUAAGACCAGACUUCAUCCCAUUCAGGAGAGAAUAGCGAAGAGUCACGGAUCCCAGUGCGGAUUCUGCACGCCAGGAAUUGUCAUGUCGCUGUACGCCUUACUGCGCAAUACACCCCAGCCCAGCAUGGAGGAAAUAGAAGAUGCUUUCCAAGGAAAUCUCUGUCGAUGUACUGGAUAUCGUCCUAUUCUUCAGGGCUUCAAGACGUUUACCAAAGACAGCUGUUGUGGCAAAAAGACGACCAAUGGUUGUUGUAUGGACAUGAAGGAAGAAAAGGAGACAAACACAUCUUCAGCUUUGUUUGACCCUUUGGAAUUCAGACCCUUGGACCCAACACAAGAGCCAAUUUUCCCUCCAGAAUUACUGUUGCAGAAGACCUCCCCUCGUAAACAGUUGAGCUUUAAAAGUGAAGAUGUUCUGUGGCUUCAGCCCUCCAGUCUGAGAGAACUUCUAAAUCUGAAAGCUCAAUAUCCAGGGGCCAAGCUGGUGGUGGGCAACACUGAAGUGGGCAUUGAGACCAAGUUCAAAAACAUGCGGUACCCAGUGAUAAUCGCCCCGAGCUGGAUUCCAGAGUUAAAUAGAGUUGAACACACCCAGGAUGGCAUUUGUUUUGGCGCAUCCUGCACCUUGACUGUGAUCGGUGAGGUCCUUCAGAAAGGAGUUGCUGAGCUUCCAGCCUACAAAACAGAAGUGUUCCGGGCUGUCCUGGAGCAGUUGAGGUGGUUUGCUGGCCAGCAGAUUCGUAAUGUUGCUGCUAUUGGAGGCAAUAUCAUGACGGCCAGUCCAAUCUCUGACCUGAACCCAGUAUUCAUGGCAAGCAGCACUAAACUACAACUCAUUUCUAAAGACAGUGAAAGGACUGUACAGAUGGAUGAACAUUUCUUUGCCGGAUACAGAAAAACAAUAUUAAAACCUCAGGAGAUCCUUCUCUCUGUUGAGAUCCCGUACUCAAAGAAGUGGCAAUAUUUCUCUGCCUUCAAACAAGCCUCGCGGCGGGAGGACGAUAUCGCCAUUGUGACCACUGGGAUGAUGGUGGAGUUUAAACAGGACAGCCAUCUGGUGGAAAAGAUCCAGCUCAGCUAUGGAGGGAUGGCACCCGUCACCGUCCUGGCAAAAGAUACCUGCAAGGAACUAGUUGGGAGGGAAUGGAAUGACAGUUUGCUACAAGAUGCCUGCCGCUUCCUGUCCAAAGAGAUAACACUGUCCCCCAGUGUUCCAGGCGGGAUGGUGGAAUUCCGACAGACGCUAACCCUCAGCUUUUUCUUCAAGUUUUAUCUCACCGUUCUGAAGAAGCUGGAACAUGAUCUGAACCGGAAUAACAACAUAGACGGGAUGGUUCCUCGGAAUUAUGAAAGUGUAAUUGAACUGUUUCACAAACCUGAACCGUCCAGCGUGCAGCUGUAUCAGGAGGUUCCAGCAGGGCAGGACCCGGAGGAUUUUGUUGGACGCCCAAUCAUGCACCUCUCAGCAAUGAAACAAGCAACUGGAGAAGCUGUCUACUGCGAUGACAUCCCACAUUACGAGAAUGAGCUGUACUUGGCCCUGAUAACCAGCACUAAGGCUUACGCUAAAAUAAUCUCAAUUGAUGUGUCAGAAGCCCUACUAACACCCGGGUGUGUGUGCUUCCUUUUCACAAAAGAUGUUCCAGGAAGUAACAUUACCGGGGUCAGAAAAGAUGAGACAAUAUUUUCAGAAGAUUUGGUGACUUGCGUUGGCCAUGUUAUUGGUGCAGUAGUCGCUGACACUCGGGAACAUGCACAACAAGCAGCAAAAGCUGUGAAGGUGACCUACGAAGAACUGGAACCAAUUAUUACUAUACAGGAAGCUAUAGACAAGCAAUCCUUUUAUCCACCUAUCAAGAAAAUGGAAAAUGGGAAUAUUGAGAGAGGUUUUCAGGAGGCGGAUCACAUCUUUGAAGGGGAGAUGCAUAUUGGAGGACAGGAGCACUUUUACCUGGAAACUAACUGCUGCAUUGCGGUACCCAAGGGCGAGGAUGGCGAGAUGGAGCUUUUUGCCUCCACCCAAAAUACGACUGAGACACAGGCAUUUGCUGCUCAUGCCCUGGGGGUGCCAUCUAACAGGAUUGUGGUCCGUGUGAAGAGGAUGGGAGGAGGAUUUGGAGGAAAAGAGUCCAGAAGUGCUUUGCUCUCUACAGUAGUAGCACUGGCUGCCCACAAGACUGGUCGGCCCGUUCGGUGCAUGCUGGAUAGAGAUGAGGAUAUGCUUAUCACCGGAGGGAGACAUCCGUAUUUGGGACGCUACAAGGUUGGAUUCAUGAAAAGUGGACAAGUAACCGCCUUAGACAUUUCCUACUAUGCAAAUGCCGGAAACUCUCUGGACCUAUCGCAUGCAGUUCUUGAUAGAAGUUUAUUACACAUGGACAACACUUACAAAAUUCCAAACAUCAGAGGAACUGGAUAUUUGUGCAAGACCAACCUCUCUUCGAACACUGCGUUCCGAGGCUUUGGCGGUCCUCAGGGGAUGAUGGUGGCAGAGACAUGGAUGAGCGACAUCGCCCAAGUGUGCAGCCUGCCACCAGAACAUGUCAGGAAGCUGAACAUGUACAAGGAGGGGGACCUGACCCAUUUUAACCAGAAGCUGGAGGAAUUCAAUGUUCAGCGAUGCUGGGAGGAGUGUUUGAGAAGCAGCUCGUACCAGGAGAGGAAAGCGGCCAUUGAGAAGUUUAACAGGCAACACCGAUGGAAGAAGAGGGGGAUCUCUAUAAUCCCAACCAAGUUUGGCAUCUGUUUCACCCUUGCCCUCCUCAACCAGGCCGGAGCUCUGGUCCAUGUGUACAUAGAUGGGUCAGUCCUGUUAACCCACGGCGGGACAGAAAUGGGUCAGGGGCUGCACACCAAAAUGGUUCAGGUGGCCAGUAGAGCUCUGGGAAUACCAACUUCUAAAAUACACAUCAGUGAGACCAGCACAAACACGGUGCCCAACACAUCGCCAACCGCUGCCUCCGUCAGCUCAGACCUCAAUGGCAUGGCUAUAUAUAAUGCUUGUCAGACACUACUGCAGAGGCUGGAACCCUACAAGAAAUCCAACCCCGCAGACCCAUGGGAGAGCUGGAUAACAGCAGCUUAUGAGGACCGGGUGAGCCUCUCUGCCACAGGAUUCUAUAAGACUGAAGGAAUUGGCUAUGAUCCCAUAAAGAAUGAAGGCAAGCCCAGCAACUACUACAGCUAUGGAGUGGCAUGUUCUGAAGUUGAGAUUGACUGUUUAACUGGUGACCACAAGAACCUGCGCACAGAUAUAGUAAUGGAUGUUGGCGCCAGUCUUAACCCUGCCAUAGACAUAGGACAGGUUGAAGGAGCUUUUGUACAAGGCCUUGGCCUGUUCACCUUGGAAGAGCUGAGGUAUUCCGCAGAGGGCAACCUGUAUACGCGAGGCCCCGGGAUGUAUAAAAUUCCAGCCUUUGGUGACAUCCCGACGGAAUUCAACGUAUCCCUUCUGCGCGACUGUCCGAACAACAAGGCCAUCUACUCCUCCAAAGCAGUCGGGGAGCCUCCUCUUUUCUUGUCAGCCUCCAUAUUCUAUGCCAUUAAGGACGCCAUCACAUCAGCCAGAGCAGAAUCUGGUAUUACAGGACCAUUUAGACUGGACAGUCCUGCCACCCCGGAGAGGAUAAGGAAUUCCUGCGUGGAUGAAUUCACCAAACUGUGUCCAGUGCCAGAACCGGGAACAUUCAAACCAUGGUCUGUGAGAGUAUAAUGGAUCAGCUUACUGUGGAAUAGACUACAGC
Messenger RNA from Nanorana parkeri, 4075 nucleotides. It is a transcript of the gene XDH, whose product is annotated as xanthine dehydrogenase. Gene Ontology annotation, molecular function: 2 iron, 2 sulfur cluster binding; iron ion binding; xanthine dehydrogenase activity. The record is from RefSeq and is a predicted model, not a curated record. The coding region runs from base 16 to 4044 and encodes 1342 amino acids. Lineage: Eukaryota; Metazoa; Chordata; Amphibia; Anura; Dicroglossidae. The transcript is spliced from 36 exons.